AAUAUACAUGAAAAGAUACAGGAAAAUAUGUGCGUGUUUUAGUUUACAUAUAUCACAUACAAAUAUGCACACAUAUAAGAGUUGCAAAUACGGCUUGAGGGACAAACUUGCUUUGCGUAUGUGCGUGUGUACAUGUGACUGAAUCUGAACUCUCUUCGCGAAAAAAGUGACCUUUUCACCGUUAAGAUUUCGAGAUCUCAAGAUUGACUGCACCGAUCUUAAUCAAACUGGUCGCAAAUUACGCGCGCAAUAAAAAUUAUACAUAUAAGAAAUACAUCGUUUAUACAUUAUUUUACUAUUUUAUAAUAUAUGAGAUAUUUUAAUCAAAAGCUUGAAUUACGUGAAAACUCCAGAUAAGCUUAUUGGUACAGUGUUGUGAUGGUAUAAACAGCCUUUAUAAUGAUAGUCACUAUUUUUAUGUAUUUGACGUCGCGGUAUUACCGUAUCGCAUGAUUAUCAUGUGAUGAUAUUUCUUUAGUUGAAUAGCAGAUUAUAGUUGCGUUAUCCAUAAAAUAUGAUAAAUACCAAUAAUAUUCAGCGCGAUAUAAAAUCUAGCUCAAAAAACUUGGACGAAGAUGGACUUGUAAAAUUAUUUAAAAACAUAUUUGGAGUAAAUUCUCAAAAUGAAUUUUCAAAUAAUUUCAAUGUCUGGACCGUAAAAAAGCAAUGCGACUGGAUAAUAAAAAACAUAGCAGAAUUCUUUCCAAACAUGCCGCAGUCUUUACAGAGCAUUAUUCCAGCUGCCUUUUGCCAAUUAAAUAAUGACCGAACCUUGAAAAAAUUACCUGAAUGGAUGGAUAUGGAUAAAUAUCGCAGGGGACAAAUAUUUGUCCAGAAAAAUUACACUGCGAUCGCCAUAUCGAAAAUAAUAGGGAUUAUGUAUAUUUAUACGUUUCAAGAAGAAUUGAAGCCAAUUAUUUUGGGAGCAUAUAGCCAUACGCCGUACUUAGCAUUCCAAAGGUACGUAUUGACUAUAAAACGAAUAUUCAGCUGGUAUAGUGGAGAUCCUUGGAUUAAAGGAACUAAAGCUUACACGGAUAUGCAAGUAGCACGUGGUAAGCAUUUGACGAUGAGGAAGAAGGUGUGUCAGAUGGAUCAUGAGCAAAUUACCGCUGCGUGCACAUUCGCAAAUCCAUGGUGUCUAGAUCGUGAAUUGCUUCUAAAGGAUUUCGCUGCGGUUUCUUCACCUGAAAAAUUUGGACAGCGUCAUACAAUUAUCAACAAAUCACCAUACAAACCAAAAGGUAUAAAUAACGCGGAUUUUUCACUUACUCAGAGCUGUUUUGUAGUUGUACCUUUGCUCUAUCCACAAAGUGUUGGAAUACACGACGCGACCGACGAAGACUUGGAGGCUUUUUGCCAUAUGUGGAAAUGUUAUGGAUAUUUUCUUGGAAUGGAAGAUGAGUACAACUUUUGCCGUGGCAGCCUCGAGGAAAUAAAACAACGCGUGAAUGACCUUUAUCAAUAUUGGGUAAUACCAAAUUUUAAGGAAUUGACACCAGAAUGGGAGCACAUAAUCAGGUGUCUUGUUGAGAGCAUGAACUAUUGGCCUGGAAAAUUUUAUAUGCCUUUUAAAGUAAUCGUAUUAUUGGCUACAGACACGUUAAAUCUAAAUAUGCCUAAUUUAUACGCGUCAUUUAAUUACACAGAGUGGAUCCUCUAUAAGUUCCACAAAUUUCUGUUCUACGCAUUUAAAUUUUCAACUAUAAAAGACAUUAUUAAUAGUAUGACACGCAAAAGCAUGAAUAAAGCAGCGAACUACAGUGCGGAGAAAUUAGAAGAAAUUCACGAAAAGUCGAAGAAAACAGUACCCGAUUUUUCUAUUACGUAUUAAUGGUUUGUUGUAUAAGUCGUGACAUCACCCGGAAAAAAAUCGGAAAUCAGCUUGCCUUAAUUUAGUAAUCGGCCUGAUUUCCGAACAGUUUGACACUUCAAAAUUUUGACACAUUAACCCCGAUGUAGAAAUUGACCUGAUUGCCAAAAACUCUGAGGUUGCACUGACGCUGCAACCUAUACAAUUGCCGAAGCACUAUAUACAUCUUGGGGAAAGGCAAUCAGGCAGUCAGGAAAACGGUCAGACAACGUCAGCUCAAAUGUUACAUAGGCUCAAUUGUAACGCGUGAUUCAACUCAUUUCUCCUCAAGAAGCAACAGACCCUUGUGCCAGACCGGAGCCAGGCACAACAGGUUGACAAAAAGUUGCCUAGUAAUUAUUAGAUAUAUAUUAUUAGUUACCAUAAAAAGUCCACUAUUUUACCGGACAACAAAAUUACCAUUCCGUGCUUUCUCACAUAUGGCAAAGAGAUUUAGUAGCGAUAUUCGCUAUUAACCCUCCGUAGUCACACCGGGUCAAUUUGACCCGAGCCUCAACUUUGCUCGUAAAUAUCUUGCGCGUAACUUGAAAAUUGGCGGGCAUGACGCCCUUUAGCUGUAGUUUAAAAAAAUUUUUUUUUUUUAACAAAUUUUUUGCGAAUUUUUUUUAUAUGUUAAAAAGUCCUGAGGCCCUUCGUUUUUAAUAGCAAUCAAUUUAGCAAUAUCGCAAGUGCAUUUGAGAAUUUUUUCAACACGAUCGGUGGAUAAAUGGUCAAAUGGCGAACGGUCAAAGUUCGUCUCGGGUCAAAAUAACCCAGAGUGACUUUCUUGUUUGAAAAAAUAGGUGUGACUACGGAGGGUUAAUCUCUUUCCCAUACGUAGGUAUAAGAGAGCACGGAAUGGUAAUUUUAUAAUUUGCUUCUCACGGAAAACUAUUAUAACUUUAUAGACAUUUUCGUGUUCUAAACUAUUUAUAAUAUGUUAAUAUUAAUUACUAACAUAUGUGACUAUGAAUAUGAAUAUUAAUAUUUUUAUUAUAACCAUCAAGAUGUUUCUUUCGAUUGGUAUAGCAGCACUAAGUGUCUUUUAUGUCACAUUUCUUUAUUAUAUGUUAUCUUUGUCUUCUUCUUUGAUAUACAUACUAUGGUCUUUAAAAAUUUUUUGUUUUAUUUUAAUAUCGAAUUAUUUUAUAGAUAAAAUAGUUCAAGUUUCAUAAAAUUGAAUCUUAUGAAAUAUUUCAAUAUGAAAUAUACACAUUCGAGUGUAUAUACGUACGCUCACGUACAGAUUUGAUGUCCGUGGUAUCGGGCUCAAUUUUUUUUUAAUCGAUAAUGUAUCAUUAAAGGAAGAUUAAUUGGAUGAGAAUCGGUGAAGGGGUUCCUUCACUUGUAGAUGAGAUAGAAUGGAGGGACAUAAGAGCACAGGAUAAUUUUAUUGUAAACGUUAAUGAAGAACAAGAAAAUAAUGUAGCUCUGUUGAAACGAAUCGAAAUUAUGAACAUUCUUCCGAUAUAAAAUUAUGUAGUAUAUAAGGUUAGUUAAACAUUAAGUAUUUUAGUUAUAAGCAAAGUUGCAAAGGUUUGUUAUAAAUAAAAGUAC
Molecule: messenger RNA, 3409 nt
Organism: Temnothorax curvispinosus
Lineage: Eukaryota; Metazoa; Arthropoda; Insecta; Hymenoptera; Formicidae
Exons: 5
Coding region: 515-1834 (439 amino acids)
Source: RefSeq, a predicted model, not a curated record